Molecule: messenger RNA, 2950 nt
Organism: Sinocyclocheilus rhinocerous
Lineage: Eukaryota; Metazoa; Chordata; Actinopteri; Cypriniformes; Cyprinidae
Product: carboxypeptidase M-like
Exons: 9
Coding region: 375-1625 (416 amino acids)
Biological process (GO): peptide metabolic process; protein processing
Molecular function (GO): metallocarboxypeptidase activity; zinc ion binding
Source: RefSeq, a predicted model, not a curated record
UACGAUGUACAUUUAAAUUAAAUGUAAAUAGUAAAACAGAUUAAUAAACAGUAGUUCACCAAACACACCAAAUAAUUUAUGUUAAAGUGUCAUUGAUUCAGUGUGUGUGAAUGAGCGCUCCGCCUCCUCUCAUUAGUCACUACAGCUGCACCAAACACACACGAGGCUGGAGUCGGUUAAACUCACUGCGGUAUGGAACAAGAUACCUUCAUUUCAUCAAUGACACGAGCAGGACGACAACGUAUGAACUUAAUUAACAUCAUAUUGUAUAAUAUUAUGACAAGAGAGUAACUGAACAAACAGGAGAAGGACCUAAACAGUCUCGGAGAACGCACGAGAGGUUUCCACACUCUUCAAUUGUGUUGGCUUAAAGGAUGUUCGUCUUCACGCUCUGCCUGUUCUUAUGGUCCUGGCUGUCAUCCAUUCACGGUCUGGAGUUUGGCUAUCAUAACAGCAUGGAAAUGGAGCAGUACUUGAAAGACAUCAACAGGACGCUUCCUGAUAUCACACAUCUACACAGUAUCGGCCAGUCCGUUGAAGGAAGAGAACUCUGGGUCUUAAUACUGGGUCAACAUCCCAGAGAACACAGAACGGGCAUCCCGGAAUUCAAAUACGUGGGCAACAUGCACGGAAACGAGGCUGUUGGCCGUGUGUUACUGCUUCAGUUGAUCGAUUAUCUGACCAGCCGUUACCUGAGUGAUCCGCUGGUGACACGUUUGUUGAACAGCAGUCGUGUGCACAUCCUGCCAUCCAUGAACCCGGACGGCUUUGAGUCAUCUGCCCGGGAAUGCAUGUAUACAAAAGGCCGGUAUAAUAAGAACGGAGUGGACCUAAAUCGCAAUUUUCCGGACGCGUUCGAGAGUACUACAGAUCAGAAAAGGGAGAAGGAGGUCAGGGCCGUGAUGGACUGGCUACAGACGGAAAGCUUUGUCCUCUCGGCCAAUCUCCACGGAGGAGCGGUGGUGGCCAGCUAUCCCUACGACAACAGCAACAGAGGAAGCGAGCUGCAAGGAGGCCUCAGCAUCUCCCCCGACGACGACGUGUUUGUCCACCUGGCAAAGACCUACUCCUACAGCCACAGCGAGAUGCACAGCGGAAACAGCUGUUACGACUCGCAGGACUUCUCCCACGGCAUCACUAACGGAUAUCACUGGUAUCCUCUACCAGGGGGAAUGCAAGACUAUAACUACGUGUGGGCACAAUGUUUGGAGCUCACACUGGAAAUCUCUUGCUGCAAGUAUCCUCCAGAGGCGCAGCUUCCCGGCCUAUGGGCGGCCAACAAACCCGCACUACUGGCUUACAUGCAGCAAGUACACCUAGGGGUGAAAGGAGUAGUGAUGGACUCAUACGGGAAGCCUGUCCAAAACGCUGUGGUGGAGGUAGCGGGGAGAAGAAACGUUUGUCCCUUCAGGACGGAUCGUAACGGGGAAUACUACAGACUGCUGCUGCCCGGAAACUACACCAUCAAAAAAACAAGUUUGUGCAUCUUAAGAAAUAACGGCGCUUUGGGCAUGCUGUUGUACGUCCCAUCAGACCGCACAACAGUGCCUACUGUGGCUCGAACACCUGUGAACGUGUAUCGACUGUCUUGUGCGCGUACACGUGAAAUCACGUCGUCAUAUUAGGCUUUUGUUUAAUUGCAUAAAAAAAGUACAUAUUUGCAUUUGUAUCGGGGAUUAUGUUGGUUCCACAUAAUGCGUGUUAUGACAACUUAUUUUAGUCUCAAUAAAAGUGUUGUUUAAAUUCCAUUAGGUUGUAUUGCGGUCAAUCAAUUAAUAGCCUACUGUUAUUUGAAGGUGUCAUUGAGUGUCGAAAGGUGCCUAAUAAAAUGCGUUAUUAUUAUUAUCAUCAUCAUGAUGGUGAAAUUAUUAUAGGAGUAAGCUGCAGCAGAGGCUGUGGCGGAAUGACACCGAGGAGUUCUGCAGAGGCACGAGGACUAUAAUUGGUUACAAGCUUUCUGUACGACCAAAAACGAAUACAAAUAAAGGAAAGGAAAGCAAAGCAACCAUUUUUGACGCUGAAAUAAUAAUAGACCAAUGAUAAUAAUAGCAAAUAAUGUUUGUUCUACAAUACUAUGCGUUUUUGAACUCCAAAGAUAAGGCAUAUGUUCCAAAUUGGGGCAUUUAACAGGAUGCGAGAGCUAAAUUAGUUUAGCCGGGUCGUAUUUUAAAUGGCAUGAAAUGGACGUUUGUAGACUUAUUUUUGUGCUCUGAGUUACUUGGUAUCGUUUGAAAAUGAAUACAGUCCAGGGACACUGUGAACGGGAAUCAAUCGAAAGAACGAGCCAACCUAUAAAGGAAAUAUUUGUAUGCGUGUUUGAAAAUGGAACGUGACGUAAAAGUGCAAAGGUGCACAUGGAUACUUGGGGUGAAUUUGCCAUUGAUUUUCUCCCAAAGCACACAGUAAAAAUAUUUGAAAAUUAAUGCAGUAAUAGUCAUGGUCACUGUGAACGGGAAUCAACUGAAAGAACGAGGCAACCUAUAAAGGAAAGAUUUGUAUGAGUGUUUGAAUAUAGGACAUAACGUAAGAGUGCUUAUGCACUUUGACACUUGGGGUGAAUUUGCCUUUAAUUUUGUCCAAAACCGCACCGUAAAAAGAGUUGAAUAUUAAUACAGUGAUAGUGUGGGUCACUGUGAAUACAUAUGAAUGAACAGAAUGAGCUAACCUGUAACGGAACACUUUUUAUGAGUGUUGGAGAAUCGGACCCGGUGCAAGUGCCAGGAUGCAUUUUGUUGUUUGGGGUGAUUUUGCUUUUUAGUUUUCUCCAAAACUAUACAGUGAAAUGGCUUGAAAAUGAAGACGGCGAUAGUCAGGGUCACUCUGAAUACAUAUGAAUUGAAAGAAUGAGCUAACCUUUAGAGGAACACUUUUUAUGAGUGUUGGAAUAUUGGACACGGUGGAAGUGCUAGGACGCAUUUUGUUAUACACGCGCACACAUAAAAAAAAACAA